AUGAAGAAAGAAAAAACUGCAGAUAAUUUCUUUCUUUCCUUUACAGCUCACCAAAUUCUAAGUUUGACCGGUAUCAGUUUCGAAAGAAAAAGUAUUAUUGGAUUCGUAGAACUAACGAUCGUUCCCGUGAAAGAAACUCUCAAGAUAAUUCGACUCAAUUGUCGCCAAUGUCGAAUAUAUCGUGUUAUUUUGAACGACAGUUAUGAAGCUACUUUUCACUACUUCGAUCCGUUCCUUGAUAUCUGCCAGGGGGAAACGAAGACAAAAUCGCUGGAAGUUUUCUCGAAAUGCCACCUGGAGGCCGCCAAGAAGACCGAUCCAGAUUGCAAUGCUGGCGAGCUGGUGAUUGUGGUUCCCGAACAAGCUUCCCACCUAAUUGGCGAGGGUCGGGGGCUCAGAAUCGGGAUUGAAUUUUCCCUGGAGGACCCGUCGGGGGGUGUGCGUUUCGUGAUUCCGGAGGGCGAAGGAACGACGAUGGAAGAGCGAGCGGCUCACAUGUUUACUUAUGGUCAUGAGAACUCUUCCAGGCUUUGGUUUCCGUGUGUGGAUAGUUAUGCGGAGCCGUGCACUUGGAAGCUGGAGUUUACCGUGGAUAAGAACAUGACCGCAGUUUCGUGUGGUGAGCUAGUGGAAGUAGUGAUGACGCCGGAUCUUAGACGGAAAACGUACCACUAUACCGUGUCUGUUCCCGUUUCGGCUCCGAACAUUGCACUGGCAGUUGGACCAUUUGAGAUUUAUGUAGAUCCACAUAUGCACGAGGUCACUCACUUUUGUUUGCCCCAAUUAGUGCCGCUAUUGAAGAAUACUGUCCGAUAUAUGCAUGAAGCCUUUGAGUUCUACGAGGAGGCCCUCACGCAACGGUAUCCAUUCACAUGCUAUAAGCAGGUGUUUGUCGAUGAGAUUGAUAAUGAUUGCAAUGCGUACGCAACUAUGGCGAUUUUAUCGACGCAUUUGCUGCAUUCGAUUGCGAUCAUUGAUCAAACGUUUACAUCCCGCAAGGUGAUGUCUAAAGCAAUUGCGGAACAAUUCUUCGGAUGCUUUAUCACGAUGCAAAAUUGGUCGGAUGCUUGGCUGGCACGGGGCAUAGCGGAGUAUAUGUGUGGUUUGUACUCGAAGAAAUGUUUCGGAAGGAAUGCUUACCGCAGCUGGAUAAGGGAUGAGUUAGCCGAGGUGGUUAAGUAUGAGGAAAAAUUCGGCGGAAUUAUUCUCGACUGUAGCCAAGCGCCAGCUCCACCGGCAGUGUCCAGCAUCAAUCAGUCACCAGCUGCUCCGGCAAAAGCCUAUAACGAUAAUCCGUUCUAUUUUCCAAUCAAAAAUUUGCACACAAUUUCUCCUAAAUAUGUUGAAAUAAUGAGGAAAAAGGCUCAUUUGGUGAUUCGGAUGUUGGAACAUCGCAUCGGUCAAGAACUUCUGCUGCAGGUGUUCAAUAAGCAGCUGGCAUUGGCUUCGAAUGCGGCUUCGACGAAAAUCAGCAGCGGCCUGUGGCAUCAUCUGCACAUUUCUACGAACAUUUUCACGAAGGCCAUUUUCACGGUGACCGGCAAGGACAUGGCGGUUUUCAUAGAUCAAUGGGUCAGAACCGGGGGACAUGCUAAAUUCACCAUGACUUCUGUUUUCAAUCGUAAAAGGAACACGAUUGAGUUGGAAGUGCGCCAGGAUGCGGUUUGCCAGAAGGGGGUUCGGAAGUACGUCGGCCCGUUGCUGAUUCAGCUGCAGGAGUUGGACGGAACGUUCAAGCAUACGCUGCAGAUCGAGAACAUCAGCGUUAAGGCUGAUAUUACGUGUCACUCGAAAAGCAGGAGGAACAAAAAGAAGAAAAUUCCUUUAUGCACCGGAGAGGAGGUCGAUAUGGAUUUGUCUCCCAUGGAUGAAUCUCCAGUCCUGUGGAUACGUCUCGACCCGGAGAUGACAUUGCUCCGCUCGGUCCACAUUGAGCAGCCAGAUUUUCAGUGGCAGUUUCAGUUGCGUCACGAACGUGAUGUUACCGCUCAGCUCGAGGCGAUUGAUGCGCUGGAAAAAUAUGCAUCGCCUGCGACUCGACUCGCGUUGACGGACACUAUAGAAAAUGAGCAAGUGUUUUAUGAAGUGCGCUGCAAGGCGGCUCUUUGUCUAACCAAAGUUGCUAAUUCGAUGGUAACGUCAUGGCAAGGCCCACCGGCAAUGUUAACAAUCUUCAAAAAGUUUUUUGGCUCGUUCAGUGCACCGCAUAUAAUUCGACAGAACAAUUUCACCAAUUUUCACCACUAUUUUCUUCAGAAGACCAUUCCGGUGGCAAUGGCAGGCUUGAGGACGGCCCAUGGCAUCUGUCCGCCGGAAGUGAUUCGUUUUCUGUUGGAUUUGUUCAAAUAUAACGAUAACACCAAGAAUCACUACUCGGAUAAUUACUAUCGUGCAGCGCUGGUUGAAGCGCUUGGGAAUUCCAUCACACCGGUGAUAUCCGUUGUUCAUCAGGGGAUGGCGCUCACAUCGGAGAAUCUUUCAGCGGAUGCCAAAUUGGUCUUAGAGGAAGUAACGCGGAUUCUGAAUUUGGAGAAACAUCUCCCGUCGUACAAGUACACGGUGUCCAUUGCAUGUCUGAAAGUCAUUCGCAAACUGCAGAAGUGUGGCCAUCUGCCCACGAAUCCGAAAAUCUAUCGAAGUUACGCUGCUUAUGGUCAAUACAUUGAUGUGCGGGUUGCUGCGAUGGAAUGUUUGGUGGACUUUGUUAAAAUCGAUGGACGAUGGGAAGAUUUGGAGCACCUAAUCGACUUGUUGGAAACCGACCCGGACCCGAUGGCAAGGCACAAGCUGGGGCGGCUACUGAUCGAAAAUUUACCGUUCGAUAAAGGAAACAGACACAAACUGGAUCGAGAAGAAUUGGCACUUCGAAUAUGGAACAACAUGAAUGGUCUUCUGUCACAUGACACGAGGCUUCGUUGCGAUAUGGUGGAUCUGUACUACACUUUGUACAAUACGCGCGUUCCAAACUGCUUACUGAGCUCAGAAUUCGCCUCUUUCCUCCGGCCUCAGAAACUAGCAUCCUCGUUUGCGGCAGUAGUCGAUCGGGAUCGGGAACAGUCAUCGCGCGAGCAACCAUCCUUCGAAGGCCGAUCUGAAGCCCUAACCCAGAAACGACCCCGAUCACUCAGUCCCUUGGAGGUGAAGCCACUCGACCUGAACGAUAUCGUAUCAAAGGAGCUACUGCUACCGGAAAAUGGUGGCGGCUCGCCCCUGGUGGAAGAUAUCCGAGACGACAUCAUUCUCGAAACAGUCGAUUCUGGCAUCAAGACAGAAAUUGUUGAAACGGAAAAAGCGAUGCUGAAGGAAGAAAUAGUCGAUUUGGACGAUAAUAACUCGAUGGCACACGUUGGUUCCGAAGCUCCACCGAUGAAGAAAUCGAAGACGGACUUUUACUCGGACAACUCGAUCUCGCUGCCCGGAAUAACACCGAGCAACAGCUCCGUCACUGGUCCAACGGGCUUCGAGCCGGGCAUGUUUUCGAAAUCGUCGGAAAUGCUACCGACCGUUUCUUCGGAACCAAGUGUUAGCAGCAAGUCGGAUGGUAGCAAGAAAAAGAAAAAGAAAGACAAGAAGAAGCACAAACACAAGCAUAAGCACAAGCACAACAAGGAUAAAGAUCGUGAGCGGGAUAAGGAUCGAGACCGGGAACGGGAGAAAAGUAAAGAGAAGAAAGAUCCCAACAUCGUACGACUGAUCAAGGAAGAUACCCAGGAAACAUUGAGCUCGGGUGACAGCUCGAGCAGAGAUAGUAAUCCAACGACAUUGGAUUUGACACUUUAAGCAACAUUCUACUGACAAUGCAAAUAUUAAAUACUAUCAGACUUCUGAAUGCAGUUUUAUUACUUCACCAUUAUCUUUGUUUGCAGUUGAUUCAGUGACUUCAUAAAGCGUGCUUGUUCAACAAAUUAUUCCUAGACGACAUUCCCACGGUCCUCUUGAAAAUCGGAAAUUCGUAUCAACAAAUCGUUCAAUGGCAGAUACUAUUUUUUUCCAAUUAAUUUAUUUGUAAGAGUCAAUCGCAUAAGCUUUGCGGAGCCGCUAAUUCAUAAUUUGUUAAUACAAAAUUUCAACUUAACUCUAUGUUUAGUAUGUUUCGACCGAUUACUUGCGGCUUACUCGAUGUUAGAGGAGCAACAAUUUUUUUGGGGCGGGUCAGGUUAGGGAUAUGGAUAUGAGGUAUCGUUGUCUCAACCGAGAGUUGCCGCACGCACUGUGGCAUUGUGCAUAAUGAUCAGGGAUAGCAUCUGAUGUUCGACCAUCUGUCGAGGGUGGGCGACGGUGAGAUGAGGGGACAAGACAAACAAACUAAUAACGAGAAAGGAAAAACACAAAAGCCUUAAAUUCUUAUACUAGACCGUUUCACAAACAUAUAGAUCAACUGCAUAUAGCAGAUGUCGCGAGUUCCCAACACUUCUCUCACAGGAACAUAGGGUUGUCUCAAGGGCAUUCAAAAGGUACUCACUGGCUGCGUUAUUAUCCGUAUAUUGCCAAACUGCGUGAUCGAUGUCAUCGUAACCGUUUCCACACCGACAGACAUGGCUUUGAACAAGAUUUGUUCUGUGGGAUGCACAUCUAGCAAGUAGUGGUUGGGCAUGAGUCUACUCAUUACACGAAUAAAGUCACGACUUACGUCCAAACCUUUGAACCACGCUCUCGAAGAAACAUAUGGAAUAAUUGAAUAUAACCACCGCCCAAGACUUCCAGUGCCCCAAUCGGUUUGCCAACUCAAGAAGGAAGCAGUAAUUGGAAAAAAAUCAUCGUAUGAAAUAUGUCUAUCAAACAAUUCGUCUUCCUGGGCACCCACCUUUGCGAGAGUGUCCGCCUCCUCAUUACCAGAAAUACAGCAAUGAGAGGGGACCCAUACAAAGGUUAUCUUAUAAGAUCUUUCGAUCAGUACAUCAGGGUUGUCGACUAGAAUUUUCAAAAGUCAGGAAGAAUGAAAAUA
Messenger RNA from Toxorhynchites rutilus septentrionalis, 4945 nucleotides. It is a transcript of the gene Taf2, whose product is annotated as transcription initiation factor TFIID subunit 2. The coding region runs from base 1 to 3780 and encodes 1259 amino acids. Gene Ontology annotation, molecular function: metallopeptidase activity; zinc ion binding; RNA polymerase II general transcription initiation factor activity. Gene Ontology annotation, cellular component: transcription factor TFIID complex. Gene Ontology annotation, biological process: transcription initiation at RNA polymerase II promoter. The record is from RefSeq and is a predicted model, not a curated record. NCBI's taxonomy places the organism in Eukaryota, Metazoa, Arthropoda, Insecta, Diptera, Culicidae. The transcript is spliced from 7 exons.